CCCGCGCGGCCCCCCGGCGACGGAGCCCCCGGCCCGGGCGGCGGCGGUACCUGCGAGAACCCCGAGAAGUUCCAGUACGUGGAGAGGAGUCGCUCGUGCGCGCCGCGCUGCGGGCCCGGCGUCGAGGUGUUCUGGUCGCGGCGCGACAAGGACUUCGCGCUCGUCUGGAUGGCCGUGUGGUCGGCGCUGUGCUUCUUCUCCACCGCCUUCACCGUGCUCACCUUCCUGCUGGAGCCUCACCGCUUCCAGUACCCAGAGCGCCCCAUCAUCUUCCUCUCCAUGUGCUACAACGUCUACUCGCUGGCCUUCCUCAUCCGCGCCGUGGCGGGAGCCCAGAGCGUGGCGUGCGACCAGGAGGCGGGGGCGCUCUACGUGAUCCAGGAGGGCCUGGAGAACACGGGCUGCACCCUCGUCUUCCUGCUGCUCUACUACUUCGGCAUGGCCAGCUCGCUGUGGUGGGUGGUACUGACGCUCACCUGGUUCCUGGCAGCUGGCAAGAAGUGGGGCCACGAGGCCAUUGAGGCCCAUGGCAGCUACUUCCACAUGGCGGCCUGGGGCCUGCCGGCCCUCAAGACCAUCGUUAUCCUGACACUGCGCAAAGUGGCGGGGGAUGAGCUGACUGGGCUCUGCUACGUGGCCAGCAUGGAUGCGGCUGCGCUCACGGGCUUCGUGCUGGUGCCCCUCUCCUGCUACCUGGUACUGGGCACCAGCUUCCUCCUGACCGGCUUCGUGGCCCUCUUCCACAUCCGCAAGAUCAUGAAGACAGGCGGCACUAACACGGAGAAGCUGGAAAAGCUCAUGGUCAAGAUUGGCGUCUUUUCUAUCCUCUACACCGUGCCUGCCACCUGCGUCAUUGUUUGCUAUGUCUAUGAACGCCUCAACAUGGACUUCUGGCGUCUUCGGGCCACAGAACAGCCAUGCAUAGCACCCACCAUGCCCGGAGGCCGGAGGGACUGCUCGCUGCAAGGGGGCUCGGUGCCCACCGUGGCUGUCUUUAUGCUCAAAAUCUUCAUGUCGCUGGUGGUGGGCAUCACCAGCGGUGUCUGGGUAUGGAGCUCCAAGACUUUCCAGACCUGGCAGAGCCUGUGCCACCGCAAGAUGGCAGCUGGCCGGGCCCGGGCAAAGGCCUGCCGGGCCCCCGGGGGCUAUGGCCGUGGCACCCACUGCCACUAUAAGGCCCCCACUGUGGUCUUGCACAUGACUAAGACGGACCCCUCUCUGGAGAACCCCACACACCUCUAGGGACACAGGCCUGCAAGGGGCGGCUGUUGCCCCCUCCUAGCCCCCCCUGGAGGAGACAGCUGUCUAGCAGCUGCCCAGCUGUCAAGGUCAGGCAAGUGAGUGCAAGGGGGCUGAGGACCAGGGCGGGCUGACUCUCCUUGAGCCCUCACUUGUCAGGACCCAGUGAGGCUCAGUCCCCAGUCGCCUAGUGCAGGGAGUGGGCCUGGCUGAGUCCCCACAGGGUCCUGGGGGAGCAUGUGGAGAGGAGGAGCAGCAGAGGGGGGCGUGGUCCAGCAGGGAGUUUAUUUAAUGAUGUAAUUUAUUGUUGAGUUUCUCCGGAAGCUGUAACUGGAAUAAACCCCCGUGUGGCA
Messenger RNA from Ceratotherium simum simum (southern white rhinoceros), 1592 nucleotides. It is a transcript of the gene FZD9, whose product is annotated as frizzled class receptor 9. Lineage: Eukaryota; Metazoa; Chordata; Mammalia; Perissodactyla; Rhinocerotidae. Gene Ontology annotation, biological process: canonical Wnt signaling pathway; non-canonical Wnt signaling pathway. Gene Ontology annotation, cellular component: membrane. Gene Ontology annotation, molecular function: Wnt-protein binding; transmembrane signaling receptor activity. The record is from RefSeq and is a predicted model, not a curated record.